Dalotia coriaria is the source of this 1232-nucleotide messenger RNA. Its product is annotated as protein CDV3 homolog. The transcript is spliced from 3 exons. Gene Ontology annotation, cellular component: cytoplasm. The record is from RefSeq and is a predicted model, not a curated record. NCBI's taxonomy places the organism in Eukaryota, Metazoa, Arthropoda, Insecta, Coleoptera, Staphylinidae. The coding region runs from base 155 to 901 and encodes 248 amino acids.
CAUCUGUCGGGCCGCACGAAUUUUCACUGCUCCACGUUCAUCGCAUCGACGGCACGCACGUCCGCCCCGCCAAAGCAGCGCCGAGAACCCGUUUUCGUUCGCGGUUUGUUAUUUCCUUCAUUUCGUGCGCGCCAAACAUCGCACACGUCGCGCCAUGGCAGACCUAGACGACUUCUUCGCGAAAAAAGACAAGAAGCGCUCCAAAACGAAGACCAAGUUCUCCACCACCGAGGAUGUCGCCAAGAAACUCGAAAGUGAUGCCAGCAAGAAACCGGAGAAGCCCGCGAAGAAGGAGAAGAGCCAAGAGGGUGACGACCCCACUGCCGAAAAACACGACCAAGACGAAUGGAAGGACUUUGAGGAGGAGAAGAAGGACUACACUGGGUUAAAGAUUGGCAAUCUGACGAUAAACCCGCAGUCGGAGAACGGUGCUGGCGCGGACGGUAGUGAAACCCAGGAGAUCAUCUAUGAUGAGGCUGGCAAUGAGGUAGAAAAGCAGGUGGGGCCAUGGAAACGCAUGGAAUCCACGCAUGUCGGCGGUGGUGAACCACCGAAGGUUGUCGAGGAGAAGAAACCCGACCCGACAGGUCCCAUGCCGAACGUGGUGGGCAGUGCGUACGUGCCGCCCAGCAAACGCAACCAGCCAGAUCAUCACCAGGAGAGAACUUUACAGCCGACCCGACUGCGGCACAAAGCUGCUCCAGAUAUUCACAAUGAAGAAUAUUUUCCAACUUUGGCGGGGAACAAAGACGGCCGAAGGGGGCGUAAUGAGGGUUCGUUUGAAGUGGUCUCGCACAACAAGUCAAACUCGAUGCGAUUCGUCGAGCAGUCAAAGAACAGCGGGCAGGCGCAAAAGCUCAGCCUCGGCAAUCGUUUUAAUUCGCUGAGCAACGACAGCUAGUACCAUCCUACUACGGCGCCGCCCUCUCCCAACGUUUACCCAGCCUUUACCAACCCCCCGCCCCCGGCGAUAAACCUAAACUUUUUGUUUUAUUAUCAAUUUUGUUACUAAUCUUCGAAAUAUUAUUAUUAUUACUAAAAGAGAAACUGAAGGGAAUCGCCAGCGAUAAGAAUCAACACAAACACAAGGCUACCAGCAAGACACACAACUGAACGGACAGUGUCGCCAUUUCGAAAAUUGGGACACGAUGCAGAAUUUUUGAGAAAUCGAGAUCUAUGAAUGAUGCAAAUCUAUGAAAAUGAAAAAUACAUUAUUGAUAUUUAUAGUAAAA